AGUAUAUAAAUAUAAUAACGUCUCAACUCAACCGGUCAAGGCAGAUGGCGUCCACCUAGAGUCCGCUGCUGCUGUAUGUAGUUAUAGUUUUUAAGUGCAUGAUCGCAAACGUGAUCAAUUACGACGUGAGAUACAGUUGAGUUAUGAUUGAAAUAGGGUGGGAUUGAUAAAAAUCAUAUACAUGUUUUUAACAAAGUAUUUUUGUUUUCUUUUUUUCUAUUGUCAUUAUACUAAAUAACUAAGACUCAGUGUUUGCCUAUGGCUGCAGAUUUGUGGUGAUGUGUGUCCAUCCUAACAAUAGUAUAAUCUCACUGAGAAGCUUUUUGUCCAUUUGUUGAGAGUUCAGCCUUUUCAGAGCUAUGAUAUAAACAAUGUUACUUGCUGAAAGGACAAAGAAUCAUCAGCACACACUUUGAUCUAUAUUCCAUUUCCAUGUAAUGGUCCACAAUUUAAAAGUUUUUUCUUAUUAUUUGUUAUUUCAUGUAUGUAAUCUUUGUUCAUUGUAUUUCCAAAUUGUGAUUUUUUUUCCUCUGAUCUGGCAUGUCUCAGGUAGGGGUUGAAAUUGAAAUAGUCUUUGUAUUUUUACAAAACCUGUGCAACAUCAUUAUCCUGAAACCAUUUACAGUGCUUUCCUCUUGUGAUAUGAAUCUUAUUUUCUUUCUUGCAAUAUUUGUCUUUCUAUUUUGACAGCUCAAGUGUAAGGGCACUUUCCAGGCACUGCAGAGGCAGACAUAAAGGCCUGCAUGGCUCAGAAGCUUAAAGACCUGAGGGUUAAAAGCCGGAGUCAGGGAGCGAGAGAGAGAGAAAGAGGAAGAGGAAGGAAUGUUAACUUAAAUCAUCGUCAGCUUCCUGAUUGAUCAGACAGACAUACAGAGGCAAUUCUCUGACAGUUUGAUGAUUUUCUGCAUCAGGAUCAAACUCAGAAUGAAUAUCCACCAUGUUCUGUUCUUCUGCUUCUUAUCAGCACUGCAGGAUGGAAACACUGGACUCGUCAAUGCAAUAAGUGUUUAUGCUGGAGCUGAAGGAGGAAAUGGUUCAAUUAUUUGCUCCUUGACUUCAUCUGGAAGCACCAAGUUCUUCUGUAAAGGAGAAUGUAAAGAAGAAGACAUUCUCAUUAAAACAGAUGGUGUCACAGCUCAGAGUGGCAGAUACAGCAUCAGCUAUGAAGACGGAUCUUCUGGAAGAAGAACUGUGACUGUGACCUUCACACAGCUGACCAAGUCAGACUCAGGACGGUACACAUGUGGUUUGGGUGGAUCUUCAGUCCCAGAUGCUUACCGUGACUUUGACGUCAUAGUUACAGAUGCAGCAACGUUGGGUGAAAACACUCAUUUCAUCCGUGCAGGAACUGUGGGAGGAAAUAUCACAUCUGGAUGCCUCAAUACUGUCAAUGGAAGCAGGAAGUUCUUCUGUAAGGAUGAAUGUAAAAAAGAAGAAGACAUCCUGGUUAAAACAGAAGAGAACAGAGCUCAGAAUGGCAGAUACAGCAUUGAAUAUAGAGAAGGAUCUACAUAUGGACUGUAUUUGACCAUCACACAGCUGAAGAAGUCAGACACAGGACGGUACAGGUGUGGUUACGGCAGAGCUUUGUCUCCAGAUUCAUCCAACACGUUCCAGAUCUUUGUUGUAGAUGCUCCAACCACUUCAAAACCAAACUGGACUCUCCGACCUUUUCCAACAUCAGUCCCAUCAGCCUCCACACCAACAACAACACAGAGUUUAAUCUCCAGUUCAGGAAGCUUCACACCUUCAUCAUCUUUCCCUGAAACCACAGAGCAGUUUACAGCCUGCAAGUACCCUGUGACACACCAGCAUCUAAAAAAAAUAAACUUUUCUUACUCACAUCACGGACCUCGAACUGCUCCUCAACACUUCGGACGAGGACUUGUUAGACGUCCCGGAGAUGUCCCCUGGCGUCCGAUCUUUCCGGCAGCCUCGCCUGCGCUCCUCGGUCUCCCUCAUCCCGGCUCCUCAGCCCCCAUCCCGGCUCCUCGGCCCCCAUCCUCCGUCAAUGACAUUAUCAUCGAGCCCUCGCUCCCCAGCGGCUCCAGGGGAAGGUCCCGUACUCGGCGUCUGAAGGAAGUCACUCAUUCCCGACGCUCACUCCAGCCUCGCUCGAGAUCCCAGAGCCCGCCCAAGAGGACUAGCCGCCACGUGCAGCGCUCUCCUCGCCACAAGCGCACUGACCGCUCCUCGGUCCCAAACAUGUCCGAGUGGACCGUCGCUCGCUUAAAUGAUAGUAUACUGCGGCAGAGGCUGGGUUCCCGGCGUUGUGCGCGUGACGAUGUCCGUGACGUCAUGGCACGUCGCUCUGCCAGACGCACACCUUCCUCCUCAGCCACCUCAGCCUCUCCAGUACAGGCUGCUUCAAACCGUAUGCAGGCUCUCUCUGCUCCACAGCCAUUUCUUCCUCCUACUUUCUCUUCAUCCACACUUACAUCCCACACAUAUACAUCCCACCACCCCAGCAUCCCUUCCUCCUCUCUGGCUCCUAUCUCUGCUGCCCCUUCCCUCCCGGCCACCUCAGCUGCUCCUCCACCCGUACCAACCAUGGCAGCCACUCAGACAGCACCAACAAUAGCGGGCCCCAGCAGCUCCACAAGUUAUACCCAACCUUUUCCCCCUCUUUCUUCUUUUCACCCUCCUUAUCCCCCCCCCCCCACGACCCGCACACUAGCAUUACCUGUACUACAGCACCUGCACCUCCUUAUCCAACGGCCUUACACACGGCCAGCCUCGGCCUUUUCCUGGCUCCCGCACCUCCAUCCAGCGGCUACAUCCUGGCACCACCCAGCCACCAGUGCGCCCCCUAGCAUCCGCCCAGCCCUCACCUGUGUCGCCCACCGUCAGGCAGCAGAUCCUAACUGCUGCCGGCCGCUUCCAACAGUUCAACCAGGGCACGUACUGGGGAAUACUGGACCACGAGCUCUACUGCCGAGUUUUCGCAGCUCGCGCUUCUCUGUACUGCGAAAUGUGCGGCGCCCCUUCCCAUCCCGCUGCAGCAUGCCCCCCUGCCCUGCGCCUCGGUAACAGACAAGCGAAGCCCAGCCAUGCCAUACAGCUUGCCAUUGGCGGCUCCUCCACUAUCCAUCACCCCCAAACCUGCCAUAGAUCACCUGUCCAUCCUUGGCCCCCUACCUAAAGGCACGGACAGGAGAGGGAGAUCUGUCCUCUACUAGGGAGGACGGAUGAUCUGCAAUAACUUCAACGACCUCGGUUGCAGCUCCUCCAGCUGCAAAUUCCUCCACACUCGUUCAUUCUGCGGAGGAGCCCACGCCAGAGCCACAUGCCUACACAACCCGACAAAGCAACAGCUGUGUAAGUAUCUCAAUACCCCCAAUGCUCUAGCCACCGCCCUACAAAACCAUCCAGACACCCAGUUCGUCAACUUCCUCAUUCAGGGCUUCACCUACGGUUUCCACCCGGGUCAUACCAGAGUCCACUCACAUAUGCAACAACUUGCAAUCAGCCCUGUCUGAACCCUCCACAUUCGAUAGACUACUGCAAAAAUUAAUAUUAUUACAUUAAUAUUUCCUCCAGGCUGUCGAAGUUGUUUAACCUCAACUACACCCCUCUGCUGAAAAACAUAGAAGAUGAUUUUAAACGCUGGACCAAGUUACCACUUACCAUUAUUGGACGCAUUGCAACAGUUAAAAUGAAAACCCUUCCACAAAUCAACUACCAAUUUUCAUUACUUCCCAUUACCCCCACUGACAACUGGUUUCAAACUUUAAACUCUUUAACAACUCAAUUCUAAUGGAGAAAUAAAAAACCAAGAAUCUCACUUUCAACAUUACAGAGCACAAAAUCACAGGGCGGCCUAGAAGCACCAAACUUCCUUCAUUACUUCUUGUCAAAUCAGCUACAAUAUCCACUCAAAUGGAUCCAUAAAGAUAAUUACAGUAUACCAUGGUUACAGAUAGAACAAAAUCAAUGUAAAACCACUUCACUCACAGACCUCCCAUUCCUACCACAAUCAAUCAAGAAACAGGACUACUACAAGAACAUCACAAUCUCCUCAACUCUGACAGCCUGGUGGAAAGCCCACAAAAUCACCAAAUCAUCACUGGCACUAUGUAGGUUCACCCCGAUUUGGCACAAUCCGGACUUCCAACUGUACAACACUUCUGUUCACUUUCCAUCAUGGCACCAAAAAGGAAUCACUCACCUCCACCACUUA
Molecule: messenger RNA, 4180 nt
Organism: Thunnus maccoyii (southern bluefin tuna)
Lineage: Eukaryota; Metazoa; Chordata; Actinopteri; Scombriformes; Scombridae
Product: cell wall protein RBR3-like
Exons: 7
Coding region: 895-3030 (711 amino acids)
Source: RefSeq, a predicted model, not a curated record